Molecule: messenger RNA, 1680 nt
Organism: Penicillium samsonianum
Lineage: Eukaryota; Fungi; Ascomycota; Eurotiomycetes; Eurotiales; Aspergillaceae
Product: Mis12-Mtw1 family protein
Exons: 5
Coding region: 1-1680 (559 amino acids)
Biological process (GO): mitotic sister chromatid segregation; cell division
Cellular component (GO): MIS12/MIND type complex
Source: RefSeq, a predicted model, not a curated record
AUGACAGUCGCGGUCCUGGCGACCACAACGACCAAGACAAAGCGUCGCGAACCGCUGGGGACGAUCGCAAUGGCCGCUCCGAAGACACAAUCGCGCUCUGCGACCGCGUCCGGCGGGACUGGGAAAGCCAAGGAACGGAGGACUACGCGACUCAGCGCAAGUACACAAGAACUGGAGCAGACCACAAACAAGCUAGGGAAGCGGCCAGCUGUGGCAUACGAGGAGGAUGCAGAAGGGUUUCAGUUCUCACUACUACCAUCAAAGAAGCCCAGGCCGUCAGUCGAAGCGGUUCCAGAAAAUCCCCAUUCAGACGUGGAAAAUGCGCCUCCCAAGUCAACACCGAAAAGAGGACGGCCACGGAAAAAGCCAACGGGCGACGAGACCACUUCAAGCGCAGUGCCGGCAAAGGGGAAAAGCGUGGAGCUUCCAAAUAGGAGGCCCACGAGGGGGGCUGCAAAGACUACACAUACAGAACCUGAAUCUCAUCCGACAAACGCGAUCCGCUCAUCACGGACCCGCGACAGUCCAGAACACCAACCUGAGGCAAAGAAGCCGAGGAAAGCAGGACGACCACCAAAAGCCAAACAGCAUGCGCAAGUGUCUGAGUCAAAUGGAUAUAAUUCUCCAGAGCAACCGCCAGAGGGCACAAAGGUGGCACUGCCGGUGGCCGAUACUCCGGUGAUUCAGCGCAAUAAAGAGUUCAGAGGCGGGAAGGGUGAUAAAAGCGAUAAAGGGCGACGGCGAAGCAGCUUGAGUAUGCGCGGACGAAGGGCCAGUUUUUUAAUCGACUCAGGAACAUCAAAUGCGUUACCCCAUCGAGAAGUUGGUACAGCGGAUUUCUACAAGCAUAUCGCCGAUGACGGAAUCCCGGAGCCGCGAAGGAUGCGGCAAUUAUUGAUUUGGUGUGCGACGCGCGCAAUAGGGGAAAAGCCCUCAGGAGGCUCAAAUUCGGACGAUCAAAGUGCGCGCUUAGCAGCGCGUGUGAUUCAAGAGGAGCUUCUUCAAGAUUUCUCGAGCAACUCGGAGCUUUCCAACUGGCUCGGCCGCGAAGAUUUGAAUCCUCCAGCCGUUGUUAUCAAAAAGCCGAACCCGCGAAACCUACAGAAUACAGACAAGAUCAAGGAAUUGGAGGAGCAUAUACAGAAAUUACACAAAGAAAGGCAAUCUCUCAAUGCGCUUCUUCGACAGCCAGCGAUCCCAACCGUCAAGGCUAAACCACAAUCCGACAACCAACAAAAAGAUAAGCAAUCUUCACAUAAACCACAGCGCGAAGAAGUCGACCCCUCUCUCCUCGACCCCUCACAACAAGCCAUACUGGAAUCUCUCAAUCCCUCGAAUCAGCCAUCAGAAGGAGAAUCCACUACCCCAUCUUCAACCCGACCACCUAUCACCCCAUCUGCCGUCUCUGCUCAAUUAUCACGCAUCACAUCUGGGCUGGCACCGACGCUCGAUGCCUUUGCAGCUGGUGUACAUGACAUCGAACUAUACCGCGCCUCUGCAGAUACCGUUUCAUCCCGAAUAUUACGCAUCUGUGCACAGCGACUAGAAGAGCGCGAUGCGCAGAAUACGCAACGUCGCCUCGCAAUGGAAGGCAACGAUGACGAACACCCACCACCAACGAGAAUCAAGGAAGAUCUGGGUCUCAUUCUGGGAGCACUUAGUCGGGUGGAGAGACGAUAG